This is a messenger RNA of Ilex paraguariensis (yerba mate), 533 nucleotides long. Lineage: Eukaryota; Viridiplantae; Streptophyta; Magnoliopsida; Aquifoliales; Aquifoliaceae. The record is from the annotation of a GenBank genome assembly.
AUGCUUUUCUCAAUUUGCCUUAUGCCGAUAACCCCAAAGGGAUUGACCAAUAUUACGAAUUUUGACAGUUAUGUUCUUGGUGACAAGUCUAUACUACAAGAUGUUGGGGUUCAGGACGUGAAGGAUGUGGAAGCUCUGCCCCCUCCUCCAGAAAUUAAGGCUAACACCCAGGCCCAGAAAUAUGAGGGAGACGUUAGUUACUUUAUCUGCACAAGACCCGGGAGAGGUCCUGUUCUACUACCUGAUGAAAGUCAAGCUCUUCUUUGCCUUGAAACUGGAAUGCCCAAAUAAAGGCAGCAUUUUUUAGGGACUGGCUGCAUUUGAUGUGGUCCCUUCGAGGCUGACUCAGAAUUGUGAGAACCUUGAGUACUGUGGUCUCUGACAGUGUACUGAACUGUGCUGUGAAAUGAUUCUGUCAACCAUUUCUUACAAAUUUGCAGCUUGAGUUUCAUUUCUCUGGUACCAGUAAUUUAGAAUUCGUCUCUUAUCUCAUGAAUGCUUAUGUAAUCACAUAGUCGUGAAUGAGUUCAACA